ACAUAAAAUAAAUUAUCUUUAAUAGAAGAUCGAAUAUGAAAGGCAUCAGAUAUUUAUUUAUUCGCCUCUAGCUAGCUUUCCGAUCCUUUAUUAGCCAAAUGGAAAGAAUCUCAGCACACACUAAUUUUAUCCACCAAUUGAGAAUGUAUCAGAUUCCAAUUUGAUCAGCCUCUUUAAUACUUCUUUUAUGCAUUUGCUCCAAAACUAAACUUCACAAAAAUCUGUCUGGUCUUGCAUUUUUGAUACACAUAGUGUACAUGGGAAGUGGAAUUUCUGGUUUGGACGGUGAGAAUGGCUCUGGCUCUGGCUCUGAUCAUGGUGGCUCAUCGAAGACCGGACUCGAAGGCGUGCCAGAGAUGUGCCUGGCCGUGAUUCUCGGCUACUUGGAGCCCCCGGAGAUAUGUAAAUCAGCCCUGUUGAACAAAACGUUUCACAGGGCCUCUUCCGCGGACUUUGUAUGGGAAUCCAAGUUGCCUGAGAACUAUCAGAUUCUUGUUGACAAACUUAGGACCAGGACUAGUGCUAGUACUGGUUUUAACAAUUUGAUCAAGAAGGAUAUUUAUGCAUUCUUGUCCGCUCCUAAUCGCUUUGGUCCCGGUUUCACAAAGGAGGUUUGGCUGGAGAAGAGGAAAGGAGGGGUGUGCAUUUCGAUAUCAUGGAGAGGAUUAAAGAUAACGGGUAUAGAUGAUCGGAGAUACUGGAAUCAUCUCUCUUCUGAUGAAUCCAGAUUCAAAACAAUUGCAUAUCUCCAACAAACAUGGUGGUUAGAAGUUGCUGGAGAUCUUGAAUUCGAAUUUCCUGCAGGAGUUUACAGUCUAUUCUUCCGACUCCAGCUGAGUGGCGCCCCGAAAGGGCACGAACGGCGUGGCAGUGCCUCCAAAACAGUUCAUGGCUGGGACAUUAGACCCGUCCACUUCAAGUUGUCCACUUCAGAUGAUCAACACGCUGCAACCAGUUGUUAUUUGAGCAAACCAAACACAUGGGUUCACCAUCAUGUGGGAGAUUUUAUGGUACAGAACUCAAAUGCACUAACAAAGAUUAAGUUUUCAAUGUCACAGAUAGAUUGCACACACACUAAAGGUGGCUUAUGCUUGGACUCUGUCUUCAUUUGCCCAUAUGAGCUUGGUCAGAGAAUUAAGAAAUACUAGAUACAUAGAGAAAAGCAAGCAAGUUAGAACUUUUUUUUUUUGCUUGAUUGCCUUUUUUUUUUUGUUAGAUGAAAUUGCGAGUUUGGUAUUAGUGAGGUGUAUUGUAAAUUAUCUUCCCUACAAGUCUCUGUCAAUUUCUUGUGCGAUAUUUCAUGUGCAAAACAAAGUGCUUGUGGUCAUUUUUUUUAUUUUAAUUUCAAGUAUACAGAAUUUUUAGCG
This is a messenger RNA of Daucus carota subsp. sativus, 1367 nucleotides long. RefSeq names its product F-box protein PP2-A13. The coding region runs from base 258 to 1148 and encodes 296 amino acids. The record is from RefSeq and is a predicted model, not a curated record. NCBI's taxonomy places the organism in Eukaryota, Viridiplantae, Streptophyta, Magnoliopsida, Apiales, Apiaceae. Gene Ontology annotation, molecular function: protein binding. The transcript is spliced from 3 exons.